UAAAAAUGUGCUAACUUUAUAAUUUCAUGUGAAACUCAGGAUACAUUCACCUAUCACCGACACAAACAGAAAAGGAUUUGGUCGACUACUGUCUGAAUACAGAGAUGAAGAAUAUCGAAGACAUCUUAAAAGAAACUGGAGGGGAUGGCAGAUUUCAGCUCAUUUUUAUCACUUUCGUUACACUACCCAGGCUCCCGAUGAUGUGGAUUAUGUUGGAGAUGUCGUAUGCCAACUAUGUGCCAGAAUGGUGCUGUCUCCCUGACAAUCAAACCAGCCAAUCAGAAGAAAGCUUAGCUCAGAGUUACUGCUAUCACCAGAACACCAACAUAUCCAUGUUUUCCAAAUCUUGUACCAGAAACAAUUCCACGUGUGACCAGAAAUUCUUUACUACAGGAACUGACACAAUCGUAAACGAGUGGGAUUUGGUGUGUGACAAAAAAUGGAUAGUUCCCAUGGCAACAUCUAUUCAGAUGGCGGGAGUUCUGGUUGGCGCCUUUCUCGGCGGACAGUUGGCGGACUGGAUCGGAAGAAAGAAAACAUUAUUUGUCAGCAUCUUCGUGUGCGGGGUUUUUAAUAUCGUUGGUGGAUUUUCCGUUUCCUGGGAGAUGUUUCUGUCUAUGAGGUUUUUCAUAGGUGUUGCCAUUGGGGGAUUCCUGGUGGUCCCCAUGCCCUACAUGAUGGAGUUUCUUUCGCCUUCUAUCAGGGCGUUCCCUACCCUCAUACCAGCGUCUCAGUUCGGAGCAGCACUAAUGGCACUGACCGCCUGGAAGAUACCAGAUUGGAGAUGGUUGCACUGGAUAGGCGGGGCCAUAGCUAUCCCAACAGCCAUUGGGUACUUUUUUGUACCUGAAAGUUUAAGAUGGUUGACAGUACAAGGACGAAUCGAGGAAGCAGAAGACGUGGUCAAGCAUAUUGCUAGACUGAAUAAGAAACCAGUGCCUAAAGAUUGUGUGGACAUAUUAAAAGGUAUUGCUGAUCGUGAGAGCCAGUCAGCUUCCAAGCGAUACACUUAUAUUCAUCUCUAUAAGGACUGGAAUCUUUUGAAAACUUCAGUCAUAUUGCAGUUUUUAUGGUGUGUCCUCUCAAUGGGAAGUUACGGGAUGUCGUUCUCGGCAGCCUCGCUUGGAUUCAACCUGUAUCUAAACAUCUUCAUUAUGAAUAUGGUCGUAAUCCCAUUUAACCUGUCCUUGACGUGUUUGGUCAACAAUAUUGGACGUAAAAAGUCAACAAUGAUAUUUCUGAUUGUGUCCAGCGUAUGUGGCAUAGGCAACUUGAUCGCUCAUUUAGUUAUUUCAGACAAGUACACACGUGACCUGACUAUCAACAUCCUUAGCAUGAUAUUCCGAGGGGCGCAGACGACUUCCUGGAGUGCUAUCGGUAUACUGAGUAAUGAGAUUUACCCCACAGUCAUUAGAGGUCUAGGAAGUGGGGCACUAAAUACCGCAGCAAGAAUCGGAGGAAUUGUCGCCCCUUUCGCUCUAAAUUUGGAAGAUCGGCCAGUUGUUGCUUUCUCUUUAAUGGCUGGACUGAUGGCAGUGUCUGUGAUAUUGGUAACAUUUCUAGAAGAGACGAAAGGGCUAGCAAUGAAAGACAGCAACUUGGAGGAUCAAGAGAAGACAAUUUCAGCAGAGAGGGACCCAAGGGAGGUCAGCGACUUCAAGUCAGCAGACGAUCACAUAGAAUUGACAGACAAAGUGAAGGAAUCUCACGCGAUCCCAAUUUCUGAUGACGAAGUCCACAAAACACCCAAUCAAAAACAUUUUGGUUUUGAGAAUUUAGUCUAUGAUGAUGAAGAUGAAAAAAAUACUCAAUUAUAAAAACAAGGGAAACUAAAAUCAACGUUUUAGUUAAACUUCAAAUGUUAAACUCUUUCUUCUCUUGCGUUUUGUUGUUUAGUAGAUGUCCAAUCAUCAAUUCUCAAUGUAACAAACUUAGCCCAUCCAUUGAAUUUAAUCAUGUCAUAGAAUUUUGGUCUUUCAUUGAGUUUAGUCAUGUCAUAGAGUUUAGCUCAACCAUUGAAUUUAGUCAUGUCAUAGAAUUUAGCCCUUUCAUUGAGUUUAGUCAUGUCAUAGAAUUUAGCCCUUUCAUUGAGCUUAGUCAUGUCAUAGAGUUUAGCAAAACCAUUGAAUUUAGUCCAGUCAUUGAAUUUAGCCCAGUCAUUGAAUUUAGCCCAGUCAUUGAAUUUAGCCCAGUCAUUGAAUUUAGCCCAAUCAUUGAAUUUAGCCCAGUCAUUGAAUUUAGCCCAAUCAUUGAAUUUAGCCCAGUCAUUGAAUUUAGCCCAAUCAUUGAAUUUAGCCCAGUCAUUGAAUUUAGUCCAGUCCCUGAAGCAAGUGCACUUAUUGAACCUAGUGUAGUAAUUCAGCAUGUAUCCAACAUGUAUCAAUAAAUGCGUAGAGCUGGACGGGACUAAUGUCUGGAUGAUAUCAUCUAGACUACUGCUAUUGACUACCAUUGACUGCUAUUGACUGCUAUUGACUACCAUUGACUGCUAUUGACUGCUAUUGACUACCAUUGACUGCUAUUGACUGCUAUUGACUACUAUUGACUGCU
Biomphalaria glabrata is the source of this 2550-nucleotide messenger RNA. RefSeq names its product solute carrier family 22 member 7-like. The record is from RefSeq and is a predicted model, not a curated record. Bases 105 to 1817 code for a protein of 570 amino acids. Gene Ontology annotation, molecular function: transmembrane transporter activity. The transcript is spliced from 12 exons. Gene Ontology annotation, cellular component: membrane. Gene Ontology annotation, biological process: transmembrane transport. Lineage: Eukaryota; Metazoa; Mollusca; Gastropoda; Planorbidae.